Messenger RNA from Haplochromis burtoni (Burton's mouthbrooder), 4756 nucleotides. RefSeq names its product tetraspanin-5. Bases 380 to 982 code for a protein of 200 amino acids. Gene Ontology annotation, biological process: regulation of vascular endothelial growth factor signaling pathway; protein maturation; protein localization to plasma membrane. Gene Ontology annotation, cellular component: membrane. The transcript is spliced from 5 exons. Lineage: Eukaryota; Metazoa; Chordata; Actinopteri; Cichliformes; Cichlidae. The record is from RefSeq and is a predicted model, not a curated record.
UCCUAGACAUGGCAAUCAAAUAACAGCCAUGUCUAGAUUACGGGUCAGAUAGGAGACCGUCGGUUUUAAUCUGGUUGACUUUCACUGUGGUUUAUUUCAGCGUUACACCUCUGAGGAUCUACGCAGGGUAAAAGCUGAGAUCUGUAGAGGGACGCCGACGGACUGUGAACGCUCCCCGACGGCUUCAUCUGCGACUUUUAUCCGCACAAAAUCAAGAUGGUGUUAAUAAUUAGACGCUAGAAAGGGCGGCAUGUGUUGAGCCCUUAAAAAAAAUAAUUAAAGGGUGUUUCCAGAGGAUCCCGACUGCCAAACACAGAACAGCUGCAAAUGUGAGUCCUGCUCGUUGCAGAGGCGGCGAAGGAAAACAAAAUCCAUCCAGAUGAUGUCAGGAAAGCAUUUCAAGGCUCACGAAGUGAGCUGCUGCAUCAAGUAUUUCAUUUUCGGAUUCAACAUUAUAUUCUGGUUCCUUGGAGUAGCGUUUCUUGCCAUUGGUUUGUGGGCAUGGAGUGAAAAGGGUGUUCUGUCCAACAUCUCAUCCAUCACUGACCUGGGGGGCUUUGACCCUGUCUGGCUCUUCCUUGUCGUGGGUGGUGUGAUGUUCAUUCUCGGGUUUGCUGGUUGCAUUGGAGCGCUGCGGGAAAACUCUUUCCUGCUCAAGUUUUUCUCCGUGUUCCUGGGCAUUAUUUUCUUUCUUGAGCUGACUGCUGGAGUCCUGGCCUUUGUCUUCAAAGACUGGAUCAAGGACCAGCUCAAUUUUUUCAUUAAUAACAACAUUCGGGCCUACAGAGAUGACAUUGAUCUGCAGAACCUGAUCGACUUCACCCAGGAAUAUUGGGAGUGUUGUGGAGCUUUUGGGGCUGAUGACUGGAAUUUGAACAUCUACUUCAACUGUACUGAUUCAAACCCGAGUCGUGAAAAAUGUGGAGUGCCCUUUUCCUGCUGCACCAAAGAUCCAGCGGUAUGUCUCUCUAUCACAAGAUAACGUUGUGGCUGUUGGUGUUUUUGUGUCCUUUGUUAGAGUUUAAAAUAAUUUUUAACAUGCUGAAACUACAAGACUUGAGGGGAAGUUUUGAAGGGCUUUCUUGUCACAGACAGCUUGUAAUCUAUGUUCUCCAGAAGAAGCAGUGACGCUAUGAGCGACGAUGGCUUGCAUCCAACAGGACGCUCAGGACGCUGUGUUUAGUCGUGUCAGGCCCUGACUGCAAGUCAGAGUCUGAAAGCGGAUGGGUGGGACUCUGGACCGAGGCAUUUUUUGGCAGAAAAAUACUCUUAACUGCUGCUUACUGUGCGCAGCAGUGACAGCAUUUUUCUUCAGAAAAACAGACUCAGGAAGGGUUUUAUUUGACAAUCCAAGGACACGCUGUCCCACCAAGGUCAUUCUCUAUAUGGGAAAAAAAAGGAAACACUUGGAUUUAAAAAAGUUGUUUUUCAAAGGCACCGUGUGCUCUUAAUGUGUCUACCAUAUCAAAACAUUUUCAUUUUUUUUUAUUUUAAUUGUUUAGUUGGGUUGUGCAGCAGGUGUCUUUUGUGGUUAUAUUUCAGGUCAGGUCUUUAUCAGCCAGUUUCAAGUCAGUUGAAAGUUGUUGUUUUUUUUGCUGCUAGCUUUCCAUCAAAAAGUAUUAAUUUAAAAUAAAAGGUGACAUUUAAAAUUAGUUUUGUUACCAUCUUUAAAUGCCAUAAAAAUGACAUCCAAAAGCUGAAAUGCUUUUAGUGUUUUUUUUUUACAUUGCUACAAAUGCUGCUGGAAGUUUGACUUCUUUUAAACCUUUUCCUCUGCUCUAUGGAUCUAAGGAAAAGGCAAAGGUUUACCAGAAACCUCUGCCAAGCAAUCCCUCUGUCUGUGACGCCACAUCCAGUGAAGCCAUUUCAUUUUGGCUGACCAUUAAGGAAAAGAUUUCCACCAGACUUUAUUCUCAAACAUUGCCCUUUGUCAGCGGUGUUUUACACAUUUUAUUUUAAUGAUCUGCCCACUAAAGUUUUUAUUUGUUGUUUUCAGAAGUCUAAGAGAACAAAAUUUGACUUCUGGGAGUUAAAUGUUACUGUAGCCCAAGUUUCUGCAGCUGUGGUCCCACACAGUCUUAUAAAGGUUAACCUGACCAGAAAGGCAGAUGCAUCCUUGCACACAAAACGUUGGAGUCGUUUAAUCUUCACAAAUAGAAUAUAAUAGGCAAGCAAACAUAAACAAAUCCUUGGUUUAUAUGCAAAAAUCUUCACAGUAACUGUAUAACCAUGGAUUGGUGAGUUUUACUCAUGAUCAUCUAGUUUUACAGUUUUUAAUGUUGUUAAGGUUCAAAUAUUGAGGAAGGGUACAAGAGGUGAUCGAAGAAUAACCACACUGAUCCGGCCGGGUGAAGUCAAACGAUGAUUUUAAUGAAUACACGCGUGGGAAGACCAUUCUGUACACAGACAGCAAUUGAUCUUCGACUUAAUCAAAGCAUAAACAGAUAUUUUAUACCAUCAGGGCUUGAUUUACUGACGCCCCUUCAACGUCACAGAUACAUUUUAUACAUAGAUCCAUUCAAAACCACAAUGACUUUUAACACAGUUUAAAAGAACAUCGUCUUCCAUCUUCAUUACAGGUGCAUCCUGUCACUGCCGGAUGCUCGCUUGUCAUCUUGACACCUCAGCAGCAGUUCUGCGACAAACUGCUUUUUGCAACCCCAGCAAAACAUGAUUAAACUUUCACCUAUAAAUGAUUCUCUCUAACUGAGUGUGUGUGUGUGUGUGUGCUAACCACAAUCGCACCCUGUUUCACCUCGCGACUAGCUCCUGACCUCUAACCAGACAGAGAGACAGAAACCACUCUCGUAUAUGUAAUAAUCGAACUGAAACUAUGGAUAUAUCGUCUGCUUAAAAUAAAUGUUUUAAUCAAGAACCUCUACUAAAAGUUUAAUAUAAAAAUAUGAAGCAUAUAAAAGAUAUUAAAAAUAACCUGAUAUAAGUGUUUUGUAAGCAUGUACGCAAUCUUUCUAUGUUCUAGUUUUCCUCAGCAUGUAUCACCUGGACAGUCACGCCAGUGAAGCUUAAGACCCUUAAUGAACCAAACAUCAACUCAAAAUAAGCACAGAUAUGCAUUGUGUAUAAAAUAGUUAUAACUGCAUCUGAAAUACAAAGUUAAUAUGAUAACCGUAUGCAUCAACAUCUUAAGGCCAUCUUAAAGCUAUCUGUUACAUUGUAAAGCAAUGAUCAUACUGCAGAUUAUAUUAUUAAUGCAAUGGUAAUGAUGACAAUUAUUCAACAAUAGCAGUAAAAUAAUUUCCCUGCUCCACAUUCCCUCUCUCGACCUCUGGCACACCAGAGGUCGCAAUACAUCGUGUCCUCGCUCUGACCCUCUCUGGCUCAGCAAAUCAGACAACCUCAUGUCAUCUAAUUGGUCCAGUAAUAAACACCAGCUCCCAUUCGAGAACACUCCAUGUGUAAGCUUUGGUUUUCUCGGUCCCUCUCUUGUGGUUCCUCAUGCCUCGAGAUCUCCAGGAUCCUCGCCCCUCCUGUGGUCGCCGAGAUCUUCUGCAAAGGAAACAAAACACCUUUUCCUGCACCUCCCUAACUUAUCCUAUUUGGGACUCUUUAAUCAAAAGCCUGAUCCUAAUUAUGUUUUUAACUUAUUGACUUGUAUUUAUAUAUAUUCUUCAACGUUACUCAUCACUUUAAAACUCUUUAAGCGCUGCUUUCACGUUCGGUUGCUCACUCUAUUUUUCCCUUAUCUGAUCAUCACAAAUUGUCGCUGCUGCAAGUUCCUCUACUCUAAUCUUAAGUCACCUUUUAACAAGAAAAUCAUUAUAAGCGCCUAUUCUACUAAAAGCUCCAAAAGAAAACAACCACUUUAAUCAAUUAAGUUUAAGCAUAUAAGCAAUUACUCCUACAUAAAUUUCAUCAUAGCUAAAUGCUGCCUAAAAACAACUCCUGUGUGUUAACACUAACUUCAUUUUAAACCUCACAUUUCCUAUGUUAUAACCUGUUUUUGGUAUAGCCUUUUUAUUUCAUUUUGCUCCUUUUAAUGUAACAAUACCUUCUAAUUCUAAUUUAUCAGACUUAACCAAAAUAUAUGCUUUCCUUCCUCUUUGGUCCUUCUUUAAGUUCAGUUAAAAGCUAAAUGAAUUUGAGGCCUUUUGCCUGGAAUCAAUACUGUCAUGUGUGUUUCUGGACUCUGUGUCUGUAAGCGCGUGCAAUCCUUUAAUAACUCACAUUUCAUCCUCACAGUAGAUUGGCUAAUCAUAGCGCUAGCCAAAGGCUCGUGACCCUCAAGAGAUGAAUUGAGCCACAACUCCUUUAAAAGCACAAAAUGCAAUAUGUAUAAAAAUCACUUCUACUUAUAAGCUCUCCCCUUUAUCCUAAAAAUAAAUCUAUGUAAUAUCUGUAUGUAAGCCUACAUUAUAACCACUUCUUCUAGAAAUCAAAAAAGAAAUCAAACCUUUUCUACUCCUACAACCUUCACUAGUUUUCCCCAAAGCAUAUCUUUUUGUCAACGUGUCCCACAAUUUCCCUCUAAGAUUUGUAUACAGCUUUAAAACACUGGCAUUGUAUCUACUAAACAGGAUUCAGUUCACUUUAAUCCUUUAACCUUAAGAUAAAAAUAACAGUUUCAGUUUUACCAUAUCCAAAUGAUCAAAAACCCAAAAGUCCUAAAAUGAUCCUAAAUUAUUAAACAAUUAAAUUAUUAAACCCUAAACCCCCCUUUAUUUUGACACAUGAAAUGUGUCAAAAUACUAUACAAAACUAAAAAUGCUCAGUUUCCCCACUCAUGAUCCAAUCUGUG